Messenger RNA from Elaeis guineensis (African oil palm), 1605 nucleotides. Its product is annotated as tRNA-aminoacylation cofactor arc1. Lineage: Eukaryota; Viridiplantae; Streptophyta; Magnoliopsida; Arecales; Arecaceae. The record is from RefSeq and is a predicted model, not a curated record. Gene Ontology annotation, molecular function: tRNA binding.
UCAGGUGGCUUCUUGCGUAGGUCACACACGAGUGAGUGCAGCGUUUAGCCCCCUAACCUCAGCACCGCAGUAGCCGCUUGCCAUUCGAGAGCGAGAGAUGACUGCGGCGAUGGAGUCGAAGGGUUCCGAUGGCGGAGACCUCGCUUCCAAUCGGAACAAAGCGAUUCUUCACGCUCUCUCCAAGCGCCUGUCGUUCGAUCCAAAGAAAUUUCCAAGUGAAAGCAUUGGAGGAUAUGACAUUAUGAGCCUGCUCUCAAACAUAUUGCAGCUGUCAGCGAGUGGGGUUCCUUUGCAGAAUCCUGAGGAGAUUAUGAAAUGGGUAACAUUUGCAAGUAACUUUCCCAGUGAAGCUGAUGCUUGCCAUGCAACACUCAAAGGUCUGAAUGAAGAUUUGACCCAGAGGGCUGUUUUAUUGGGUGAUGGACUUAAACCCUCAGUGGCUGAUAUUGUUGUGUUUUCAGCACUGCAUCAUUUUGUGAGCCAACUUACUGCCUCAGAUAUGCAAAAGUUUUCAAAUGUGAUGAGGUGGAUGGACUACAUUCAGAACAAGCAAGAUUUUGGUGGAGAGCUUAAAAUGAUUGUCGUUAACAAGCCUGUAUUCGAACCUGUUUGCUCAAAGAAAGCAGAUAAGACAGAUGCUGAUCUGACUUCAAAAAAAGUUACUCAGGGUCCAAAGAAUGUAGACAAGCCCGAAGGAAAUAUCGAUCCAAAGAAAGGUGCUGCUGAGAAAAAGGCUUCUGGAGAUACUAAAGCUACCGAGGCAUCAACAAGAAAUAAUAAAACCACUGAGGAAAAAAAGAAAGCUUCAGAAAAAGAAUCUGCUGAGAAGGAAGCAGAUUGCAGUGUUACUCUUCUUAAUAUACAAGUUGGUGUUAUUCGCAAGGCAUGGAAACAUCCAUCUGCUGACAGUUUAUUGGUUGAGGAGAUAGAUUUGGGAGAUGGCAACUUACGCCAGGUAGUUAGCGGUCUUGCUAAGUUUUGUAGCCCGGAUGAUCUAUUAAAUCGCCGUGUAGUGCUUAUUACUAAUGUGAAGCCAGGAAAGCUGCGAGAUGUAAUGUCUGCUGGACUGGUGUUAUGUGCUUCUGAUCAAGAGCAUACGGUUGUGGAGCCUUUGAUUCCUCCAGAAGGAGCCAAACUUGGAGAACGUGUUUCAUUUUCAGGGUAUGAGGGAAAGCCAGAAGAUAUACUAAAUCCAAAGAAAAAACAGUUGGAGAAGAUCACCCCGCAUCUAUAUACCGAUGACAAAGGUGUGGCAACAUACAAAGGAACACCAUUCCUGACAUCUGCUGGCCCAUGCACAUCAUCCAUUUCCAAUGCAAGCAUCAAGUGAGCGGCUCAUCCUUACCGUCGGUGGCAUUCUACAUAUCAUUGUACCCAUAGAUGUUCUCUCUUGCUUUAUGGUGCGGUUCUCAAGUGCAAGAACAUUGCGUGAAUGCGUCAAUCCUUGAGUGCCCUUAUACUGGCUGAUUUGUAGGUCACGUCUCUUGUUAUCUACAAAAGAUGCGAUUUCUUUAAAGCAUGCAUCUCAAAAUGGAAGCGUACCGAUUGCUUGUAAGAUAUCUGAAUUAUAUUAUAAAUUUUGAUACUAGAAAAUUAUCGUUGUUA